AUGUCCAACCGCUUGGAAAGGGCAACAUGUCCAACCGCUUGGAAAGGGCAACACCAUCGUGAUGACCACGAGGGCCCCACCCUAAUAUUACAAGCGGUCGCGUCUCAAGAUUUAUGGAUUUGGCAUGCGUACUUUGGCAUGGCUGGUACGAACAAUGACAUCGUUGUUUUACAAUCUUCGGAUCUUUUCGACGAUGUCAUAGAUGGUGUUGCACCAAAUACUUCAUUCUAUGCAAAUGACGUGGAGUAUAAGUAUGGGUACUAUCUUGUCGACGGUAUUUAUCCGGAGUGGGCGACGUUGGUGAAAACUCUUUCAUGUCCAGAUGACGAGAAUAGAUUGUAUUACAAGAAGAUACAAGAGUCGGCAAGAAAAGAUGUCGAGCGGGCUUUCGAUGUAUUAAAAAACAGAUGGUCAGAGCGUUUUGUGGAGAAAGUUAUGAUGAAGGUAACCAGCCGACGGACCCACUACUCACAUACGCUCAAAAAGAAGUUCUCCGAGUGA
Helianthus annuus (common sunflower) is the source of this 501-nucleotide messenger RNA. RefSeq lists its product as uncharacterized. The record is from RefSeq and is a predicted model, not a curated record. The transcript has a single exon. The coding region runs from base 1 to 501 and encodes 166 amino acids. Lineage: Eukaryota; Viridiplantae; Streptophyta; Magnoliopsida; Asterales; Asteraceae.